AUGGCAGAUAGUAUUUCACUUUCGCGCAACACGGUAAUGAGGCGAGUAGAAGAAAUAUUAACAGACAUUAUCAGUCAAAUUACAGAGUUUGUCACUAAAUGCAAAUAUUUUUCACUUGAAUUGGACGAAAACUGUGAUUUAACAGAACGGCCUCUAGAUUCGGAGUUGGUCUUUGAGCUUUUGGGCGAUGGGUCCCAGUCAGACUUAGAUAUAUCAGACGAGGAAGCCGAGCCCAGAAUCGAAGUUCGUCGAUUAUUGGAUGAAGAUAUACCUGAUCAGGAAUUACCAAAUGCUGAAAAUGAGUCUGAUCCAGAAAUUGAUGUACCUACGGCUAAAAUUGCACGAAAUAAUUGCGAGAAUAUCCCACCUACACGUAGUUCUAAUACGGCCAGAAACAUCUGCGAAAAACAACGGCCAAGACUGUGGAGAAGAACUGAAUUUAAUGACAAAACUCAUGAGUACAGUACUAGCCUCCCAGCUUAA
This is a messenger RNA of Parnassius apollo (apollo), 483 nucleotides long. NCBI's taxonomy places the organism in Eukaryota, Metazoa, Arthropoda, Insecta, Lepidoptera, Papilionidae. The record is from the annotation of a GenBank genome assembly.